AUGCCUGUUGCAAUUCUUGGUACACAAAUUUCACUUUGGUUUUUUGAUCUACGAGCUAUUAAGAAGGAACAAAAACCACGCUUUGAUGUUUUUGCUCCUGGCGCGCUUACACUAUGGAGAGUUAACGCAGCUCAAAUUACUUCUGAAAUAUCAAAUGAAGGAUUAGAAGAUGCAAGCACAAAAAUUUGGACAAGUUUUUCAUGGCGUUCAAGGAAACAACGUUCGAGUUGUAUUUCUAAUUUGUGUCUUGCGUCACGGAAUCAAGAAAUAGAAGAAUUGAGAGCAAAACUGGCAGCGCUUUGUGUACAACUUGAUUAUGAGCUUGGUUAUGCACCUCCAGUUGAAGAACUGGAUCUUUCGGUCCCACUCUCGGAUACGAAACUUAAACGGCUAAAGCGCGAAAAAGAAUACAAUGAAACUGUUAAUCUUGGUCUUAAAGCAAACCCUCCUUCGACUAGUGCCAAGCCUUCUAACUUCUUCCAAAAUCAACAAAAGAAUCCUAUCCUUAAUGGUCGACCACUUGAACAUACUUGUCCUCCUAUUACUAUUUACAAUAGAACCUUUGGUCAAUUCCUUGAAGACUUUAGGAAUUCGGAUUUGGUAGUACCUUCCGAUAUUAUGGAGUGGGUCGUAGAUAUUAUUUCUGUCGCAACAGAUAGAUAUACCAUCGAAGGCGAACGUAUGGAUACAAUUAGAGAGAUACUUUCAAAAAAAAUUGGCACCAUUUCAGUGAUUAGUUAUGGGAGAAAAGGUUGCAAGAGCGAUGGAAUACGUACGGCUAAAGUAGGCUUUCACGACGCUUAUAUUGGGAUAUUCGAAGGAAUUGAUAAGUUGGAUCUGGUAGAAUUGAUCCCAGUGUUCAAGGAGCAAUAUAUUACCGAGAUAUUUGGUCUCAGUCAUCAACUGCCAUCCUUCAUUAUCACCAUUGCCGGACGAAAAAAAGACCAAGUGAAUCAGAUUACUCGCCAUUUUCAGGCGUUACGACUUGCCUUUGAACAGCUUAGCAUUUUUUACCAGGGGUCGGACUUAAAUCAAACAGGACAGCGGUAUUUUCCCUAUCUUCGAAGUUUCAAAUCGACGGAAAAAAAUAUCAAUUUCACCUACACCGAGGAGCUGGCAGAUAAUCACACAAGAACUAUCUGGAAAGCCAGUACAGAUAAUAAUAAAAGGAUUGUCGUGACUGAAUACAAUAGAGAUGCACAUAAUAUCUGCUCUAGUAAAGGUUACGCUUCAAAACUGUUAUAUUGUAGUGCCGAUAAUGAAAUCCGAGCUCUUGGCGGAUAUAAGAUGAUUAUUAUGGAAUAUGCCGGCACCUCACUGGAUAAGAAAUUUGAUAAACUCGCGCUUUUGCGUCAAAAUUCUAUUUAUGACGAUAUAAAAUUUGCUAUUAAUUUGCUACAUGAAAAUAACUAUGUAUUUGCGGAUCUUCGUCCUCCAAACAUUUUGGUAUUAUAA
Molecule: messenger RNA, 1455 nt
Organism: Funneliformis geosporum
Lineage: Eukaryota; Fungi; Glomeromycota; Glomeromycetes; Glomerales; Glomeraceae
Source: the annotation of a GenBank genome assembly